This is a messenger RNA of Aspergillus calidoustus, 1461 nucleotides long. Lineage: Eukaryota; Fungi; Ascomycota; Eurotiomycetes; Eurotiales; Aspergillaceae. The record is from the annotation of a GenBank genome assembly.
AUGUUAUCAGACAAUAAUUCUCAACCGUCGCCGAGUGAGAUGUUCAAUUUUAGCCUUCUGGGCUCUGCAGCUGCUGUCCUUGCCCCGCGGCUCGGAAGACUGUCGAUUGCUGGCCGGAAGCCGAUCUCAACGCCAAACUAUGUCCCAGUGACAUCGCGAGGGGCGGUUCCUCACUUGUCGCACGAUGUGAUGCGAGAUAACACUUCGAUUUCAAGUCUGUUCAUUGGCCUGGAAGAUUUCUUGGAGAAAGAGUAUAGCACCAAAAAGCCCUCGAUACCUAUCCCGAUAUAUGCAGUCCCAACGAAACCACAUGAGUCGGCGCUGCGCAAAUUCAAUUGCCUUCCCGAUGACCUCCUGUUAAUUCUCGGUGCACGCCGCGAGCCCCCGAUUCCCUGCGCUCCGUCGAAUACACCAAACUCAAUCGCCAUUCUCACAUCCGUGGGCUUUGCACAGCUAGAGGAGACGAAAUAUGUCGAAGCAGUCCAGAGGCUCAGCCCGGAUAUUGUAAUCGGGCUGUCGGACUUGACGAUAGGUCAGACCCCUGGUCUCAAACGACGGGCGAAGAUGGUCGACCGGACACACGCGUUCACCAUGCAUGGGACCGAGGCACUCCUUGGAUCUCAUCUUUCUGAGCAUAGCCGAUCGAACGCUGCCUAUUUCGCGCCGAUACUCCCGCUAGAAAACACGGAGCAGCAGAUUUACCUGGAAGAUCUGGAGGCGGAUCUCAGACCCUUCAUCUCCGGCCUCGCCCUGUACGAGCCGGCAUCACUAUCAAUCGUGCCCGAAGAACUAGGUGACCUCCCUCGUCUCCUUUUCAGCGGACCAACCACUCCCCACGACAUCCUCCGUGAGGUGUCCCUCGGCGCAGACCUUCUCACGAUUCCCUUCCUAAGCAUCGCCUCGGACUCCGGACUGGCCUUGAACUUCGUCUUCCCAUCCCCGCCCCAAACCAGCGAGGACUCCGGCCCCUCCUCCGACCCUCUCCCACUCGCCGAGGACCUCUGGUCAACCUCAUAUACGACAGACACAGCCUCCUUAGCUGAAUCAUGUAACUGCUACACGUGCCAAAAGCACCACCGCGCCUACAUCCACCACCUUCUCUCCGCCAAAGAAAUGCUCGCCUGGACACUCUUCCAGAUCCACAACCACCACGUUCUGGACCAAUUCUUCGCCGCGAUUCGUGAUAGCAUUGAACGCGGUACAUUCGAAGCAGACGUCCAGACGUUCCAGAAGACAUACGCCCCGGAAUUUCCUCAAGCCACAGGCUCAGGACCUAGACUCCGCGGCUACCAGCUCCCAGCCUCAGGCCCCUCGCAGCCACGACGAUAUCCACCGGCCUACGGCAAACUGGAGCUCGCGGCUGAGAAAUUCGCCCAGGCUGAGUCGUCGGUUCCGACCCCUGAUACAGGCGCUGAGGGACUUGAGGAGCAUGGCUUUGCUGAGAAGGUUCGGAUAGAGUGA